Messenger RNA from Triticum turgidum subsp. durum (durum wheat), 876 nucleotides. The record is from the annotation of a GenBank genome assembly. NCBI's taxonomy places the organism in Eukaryota, Viridiplantae, Streptophyta, Magnoliopsida, Poales, Poaceae.
AUGGCUCCGAUCGCCUCCUUUGCCGCAGCGGUGCUUCUACUCCUCGCACUGGCGUCACCGGCGGCAACCUUCAACAUCACCAGAAUCCUUGGCGAGUUUCCCGACUUCUCCACGUUCAACGGCCUCCUCAGUCAGACGAAGCUCGCGGACGAGAUCAACCGCCGGCAGACUAUUACGGUGCUGGCAGUCAACAAUGGAGGGAUGGGCGCCAUCACCUCGCUCCCCUCGGACAUCCAGCGGAAGGUGCUCGCCGUGCACGUGGUCCUGGACUACUACGACGCGGAGAAGCUGGGCAGCAUGAAGAACCGCUCGGCCGUGCUCACGACGCUCUUCCAGUCUACCGGCCAGGCCACCAACCGGAUGGGCUUUAUCAACUACACCAGGCGCGCCGCCGACGGCGUCAUGAUGUUCGGCUCCGCCGAGCCCGGCGCCCCAUUGACGUCCCAGAUGGUGAAGCCCGUCAUGUCCCGCCCCUACAACAUCUCCGUGCUGGAGGUCAGCUCUGCCAUCGUGCCUCCCAGCAUCGGCUCCGUCGACAACAGCAGAGCUCGCGCUCCGGCGCCUGCCCUUACUAAGAUUCCUGCGCCAGCACCGGCGCCGUCCAAGAGCAAGAAGCCAAAGACGGAGGGAGCCCCCACCCCUGCUCCUGCCCCGUCCGACGACGAUUCUAGCGCUAACGCACCUGCCGACGCGGAUGGGCCCGACGCGGACGGCCCGGCGACGGAUGGGCCCGAUGCGGACGGCCCGGCGGCGGAUGCGCCGGCAGAUGAUGAUGAUGACAAGAGCAGCGACGACACCGGGGACGCUGCGGGCAGGGUGGUUGCCCGUGCAAGUCUCGGUAUCGUGGCGCUUCUGGUGAUUCUUGUUUCGCUCUGA